GAACAGGAAAGCUCCCUCACUAUUUGGUGGUAUUUUGCUUGGCCCGCUAAAGGCAUUGCCUCACUAUGCCUUUUUCAUUUCUUACGGCCCAACCUUUACGGUUUGUAUGACUGCUGUGUUUGUUUACAACUCAAGCAGAGGCUUAAACAGAUGCCUGCAUGGAAACCGGGAGAGGGGGCGGAGGUAGAAGGGGGACACGUUACUUUGGGAGACAUGAAUCAUCCCAGAAAUAACACAGCGCGAGGUUGUGGCAGCAGAGAGCUGGGCUGGAGCGCCCGUGCGUUUGCUGUCUCGCUCGCUCCCUCUCUUCAAAAACAUGGCUGAAGCUGGGGCCGGCUUUCUGGAGCAGCUCAAGUCCUGCAUCGUCUGGUCGUGGACGUAUCUGUGGACCUUGUGGUUCUUCGUCAUGCUUUUCCUGGUCUAUAUCCUGAGGGUGCCUCUAAAGAUCAACGACAAUUUGACUACAGUGAGUAUGUUUUUGAACACAUUAACACCCAAGUUCUACGUUGCCCUAACAGGCACUUCUUCAUUAAUCUCAGGCCUUAUUUUGAUAUUUGAAUGGUGGUAUUUUCGCAAGUAUGGGACGUCAUUCAUUGAGCAAGUCUCUGUGAGUCACUUACGCCCUCUGCUGGGUGGGGUGGACAACAAUUCUCCCAACAAUUCAAAUACAAGUAAUGGGGAUUCUGAUUCAAAUCGGCAGAGUGUCUCAGAGUGCAAAGUCUGGCGAAAUCCACUAAACCUGUUCAGAGGAGCUGAAUAUAACCGGUAUACAUGGGUGACAGGAAGAGAACCGUUGACAUACUAUGAUAUGAAUCUUUCAGCGCAAGAUCAUCAAACAUUCUUUACAUGUGAUACAGACCAUUUAAGGCCUGCAGAUGCGAUAAUGCAAAAAGCAUGGAGAGAAAGAAAUCCCCAGGCCAGAAUUUCUGCAGCACACGAAGCCUUGGAGUUAAAUGAGUGUGCCACUGCCUAUAUUCUCUUGGCAGAAGAGGAAGCAACAACUAUCGUGGAAGCAGAAAAGUUAUUUAAACAGGCUUUGAAGGCUGGCGAAGGCUGUUAUAGGCGUAGCCAACAGUUACAGCAUCAUGGUGCCCAGUACGAAGCUCAACACAGACGGGACACUAAUGUAUUAGUCUACAUUAAAAGGAGGCUGGCUAUGUGUGCAAGAAAGCUGGGGAGGACCAGGGAAGCUGUGAAAAUGAUGAGAGAUUUAAUGAAGGAAUUCCCUCUUCUCAGCAUGUUCAAUAUCCAUGAAAAUUUGCUAGAAGCUCUGUUGGAGUUGCAAGCAUAUGCAGAUGUUCAGGCAGUGUUAGCAAAAUAUGAUGAUAUAAGUUUACCAAAAUCAGCAACAAUAUGCUACACAGCUGCCCUUCUCAAAGCCAGAGCCGUCUCUGACAAAUUUUCUCCAGAGGCAGCUUCAAGACGAGGGCUGAGUACAGCAGAGAUGAAUGCAGUAGAAGCUAUUCACAGAGCAGUAGAAUUUAAUCCACAUGUGCCAAAAUAUCUCCUAGAAAUGAAAAGCUUGAUAUUGCCCCCUGAACACAUUUUGAAGAGAGGAGACAGUGAAGCAAUAGCUUAUGCUUUCUUUCACCUUCAGCACUGGAAAAGGGUCGAGGGGGCACUGAAUCUCUUACAUUCUUUCAGAAUGAUCCCUUAUCCUUUGGAAAAAGGGCACCUUUUCUAUCCUUAUCCCAUCUGUACAGAAACAGCAGACAGAGAACUUCUUCCAUCAUUUCAUGAAGUCUCAGUUUACCCCAAGAAAGAGCUUCCUUUCUUUAUUCUCUUCACUGCUGGAUUAUGUUCCUUUACAGCUAUGCUGGCACUUUUGACACAUCAGUUCCCAGAGCUCAUGGGAGUCUUCGCAAAAGCAUUUCUUAGUACUCUCUUUGCCCCCUUGAACUUUGUGAUGGAAAAAGUGGAAAGCAUCUUGCCCUCCAGUCUCUGGCAUCAGCUGACAAGGAUCUGAAUGAAAAAAAGCCUGAAUGACUGCUAUUUUCUGUGCCAACUUUACUGUUGACUACCAGAAAGCAUGAUUUUUUUUAAAAAGGAAAGCAGUUUUAAGCUCUUCAUGGAUUGUCUGUUAUCAUAUAAGUUUUUUGUUGUACAAAAUACAUUGUUUUGAUUCUAUUUUGCUUU
Messenger RNA from Rhineura floridana, 2136 nucleotides. It is a transcript of the gene ST7, whose product is annotated as suppression of tumorigenicity 7. The record is from RefSeq and is a predicted model, not a curated record. Bases 317 to 1966 code for a protein of 549 amino acids. The transcript has 15 exons. Lineage: Eukaryota; Metazoa; Chordata; Lepidosauria; Squamata; Rhineuridae.